Messenger RNA from Capronia coronata CBS 617.96, 474 nucleotides. RefSeq lists its product as uncharacterized. The record is from RefSeq and is a predicted model, not a curated record. The transcript has a single exon. Lineage: Eukaryota; Fungi; Ascomycota; Eurotiomycetes; Chaetothyriales; Herpotrichiellaceae. Bases 1 to 474 code for a protein of 157 amino acids.
AUGGAGAAGGUGGCCAUGGCCCCUCUCCCUGGCGUUGCGCGCCAACCUCCCGAGUGCGGCGACUUUGGUCGAAAUUUCAACCGGACACAGACAUCGAUGUCAAAGGGAUUCUCGUUCUCAUGCUCGUCGUCGUCGCACUAUCCUACACCCCACUACAUGAAUCUGCCGAGUUUUCUGCCCCACCAAGAUCACCCCUGUCCUCCCUGUCAGCUUGAGGAAGCGCGCGUGAAGGCCGACAAGGCAGCCAUGGCGGCCGCUGUCGCCGAAUACCCUCACCUGACCGAAGAGAUGUUGGUCAAAGAUGGAAGGACUUGGGAGGAUUGUCAAACGAAGCCAACGCUCGAAGAGUACGUGGAAGAGAAACGGUCCGAUGAAAGACAAAUGUGGCUCCAUGUGACGAGGAAAUGGACGCAGGAUUUGAAGAAGGCGCGCGUCCUGGUCGCGGAAGAAGAUGGUCUAGGCCUGCUGGGGUAG